Selaginella moellendorffii is the source of this 2785-nucleotide messenger RNA. RefSeq names its product probable beta-D-xylosidase 5. Gene Ontology annotation, molecular function: xylan 1,4-beta-xylosidase activity; alpha-L-arabinofuranosidase activity. The transcript is spliced from 7 exons. Gene Ontology annotation, biological process: xylan catabolic process; arabinan catabolic process. The record is from RefSeq and is a predicted model, not a curated record. Lineage: Eukaryota; Viridiplantae; Streptophyta; Lycopodiopsida; Selaginellales; Selaginellaceae. The coding region runs from base 342 to 2696 and encodes 784 amino acids. Gene Ontology annotation, cellular component: plant-type cell wall.
CUAGGAAGGAGCCCACGAGCUCCAUUGAUGAUCACUUCACCCACAAGCAGUGCUUACAAGAACAAAAAAAUUCAAAGAGGAGGGGCAGAUAGAAGAUUAAUUGUCACGACUGCUGCUAGGUAUGGACGGUGCAAUGGGCAGACUGAGUUUUCCAAAAGCAUUUAGUGCGACAGAGGCAAGAGAAGAGCAGGCUAUGGAGGAGAGCUUUUUACGAGCAAGGGAAUCGUGGAUAGGGACCCGCGCCGUGCGUGUCUUGCCCGUCAAUUAUCGCCACAAAAUAAUGGCUUUAAGCUCGACGCACUUCUCGAUUGUGAGUGACGACCCAGAAGAAGAAGAACAAGAUGGGAAGAAGAAGGAGAAGAGAUUUUUCCCGGUGGAAUCUAGUCCUCGUGGUGGUGGUGGUGGUGAUUCUUUCAAAUGCGAGAGCUUCAACAGCUCAACUGAGGUAUGCUUGCGAUGUUUCCAGCAAUGCCAGCCUCGGCUCGUUUCCAUUCUGCGAUACCAAGCUCGGCAUUGAUGUUCGCGUCCAAGACUUGGUUUCGAGGCUCACUCUGGACGAGAAAGUGGACGAGAUGGUGAAUGCUGCUCAAGGCAUUCCCCGGCUGGGAGUUCCUAGCUAUCAGUGGUGGCAAGAAGCUCUCCACGGUGUAGCUUCCAGUCCGGGAGUCCAGUUUGGUGGUCUUGCUCCGGCUGCUACAAGCUUUCCAAUGCCGAUAGCCACGGCAGCGUCAUUCAAUUCCACACUCUUCUAUUCAAUCGGAGAGGCUGUGUCAAGCGAGGCCCGGGCGCUACACAACUUGGGAAGAGCUGGACUGACGUUUUGGAGUCCAAACGUGAACAUCUUUCGCGAUCCAAGAUGGGGACGAGGCCAGGAGACUCCCGGAGAAGACCCUCUACUUGCCAGCAAAUUUGCGUCCCUGUACGUGAGAGGACUUCAAGGAGGAGCAUACGAGGGAUCCGCAAGUGAUGGUUUCCUCAAGGUCUCAGCGUGCUGCAAGCAUCUUACGGCCUAUGACGUGGACAAUUGGAAAGGUAUGGAUCGAUACCACUUCAAUGCGGAGGUGAGUGAACAGGACUUAGUCGACACUUACAACCCGCCUUUCCAAAGCUGCAUUGAGGAUGGCCGAGUGAGCAGUGUGAUGUGCUCCUAUAACCGGGUGAAUGGUGUCCCAACUUGUGCUGAUCGAAAUUUGCUCACAGAAACAGUACGAAAUAGCUGGGGAUUCAAUGGAUAUAUAGUUUCUGACUGUGAUGCUCUUCAAGUUCUUUUUGAGGACACAACAUAUGCUCCCUCAGCCGAAGAUGCAGUUGCUGAUUCCAUUCUCGCAGGCCUUGAUCUUAAUUGUGGAACUUUUCUCGGCAAGCACGCGAAGUCAGCACUUCAAGCUGGGAAGAUCACUGAGGCCGACCUUGACCAUGCAGUCUCUAAUCUUAUGAGAACCAGAAUGCGUCUUGGAUUGUUCGAUGGUGAUCCAAACUCUCAACCAUAUUCAUCGCUAGGAGCAACUGAUAUUUGCAGUAAUGAUCACCAGCAGCUUGCUCUGGAUGCCGCUCUCCAGGGAGUCGUCCUCCUCAAAAAUGAUGGCUCCCUACCUCUAUCCACAGCCUUGAAAACCGUGGCUCUUAUAGGACCGAACGCAAAUGCAACUUACACGAUGCUUGGAAACUAUGAAGGAAUUCCAUGCAAGUAUAUCUCACCUUUGCAGGGCAUGCAAAUCUACAGCAGUAACAUCCUCUACUCACCAGGUUGCAGAAAUGUAGCAUGCAAUGAAGGUGACCUGGUAGCAUCAGCAGUUGAGGUGGCAACCAAAGCAGAUGCUGUGGUUUUGGUGGUUGGCCUUGACCAGUCCCAGGAGAGGGAGACCUUCGAUAGAACAAGUUUACUUCUUCCGGGAAUGCAAUCUCAACUUGUCUCUAACAUCGCAAAUGCUGUCACUAGUCCUAUUGUUCUUGUGAUCAUGUCUGCGGGGCCUGUCGAUAUCUCAACUUUCAAGGACAAUUCACGAAUUUCAAGUGUUAUUUGGCUCGGGUAUCCUGGUCAAUCUGGAGGUGCUGCUCUUGCUCAUGUUGUUUUUGGAGCUUACAAUCCAGGUGGCCGCUUGCCAAAUACUUGGUACCACGAGGAAUUUACAAACGUUUCCAUGCUGGAUAUGCAGAUGAGGCCCAAUCCACUAUCGGGAUAUCCAGGGAGAAGUUAUAGAUUCUAUACAGGAACACCACUCUAUAACUUCGGCGAUGGAUUGUCUUACUCAACUUACUUCUACAAAUUUCUUUUGGCACCAACAAAACUCUCCUUUUUCAAAAGCAACACAGGAAACUCUAGAGGCUGUCCAGCAGUAAAUAGGAGCAAAGCUAAAUCUGGUUGCUUUCAUUUACCAGCAGACGAUCUGGAAACUUGCAACAGCAUUUUGUUCCAAGUCAGCGUGGAAGUAAGCAAUCUCGGUCCCAGGUCUGGAAGCCACUCGGUGCUAAUCUUCUCGGCUCCUCCACCAGUGGAGGGAGCUCCUCUCAAGCAACUCAUUGCAUUCCAGAAGGUCCAUUUGGAAUCAGACACAACUCAAAGGCUGAUCUUUGGCAUCGAUCCAUGCAAGCACCUCAGCAGUGUCCGGAGAAAUGGGAAAAGGUUUCUACACUCUGGUCGACACAAGCUACUCAUUGGUAAUGCUGUUCACAUCCUUGAUAUCUCCAAAGUCUGAAGAAAAGGAACUAGUUUCCAUUCUUCUUUCUUUACAUUCUUUGAAGCUGAGUCAAAAAAGUUUCUUUAUCCAUGUAGCUCAAUUGAUUG